Messenger RNA from Myxocyprinus asiaticus (Chinese sucker), 1402 nucleotides. RefSeq names its product OCIA domain-containing protein 1-like. Gene Ontology annotation, cellular component: endosome. The record is from RefSeq and is a predicted model, not a curated record. Bases 237 to 899 code for a protein of 220 amino acids. The transcript has 7 exons. Lineage: Eukaryota; Metazoa; Chordata; Actinopteri; Cypriniformes; Catostomidae.
AUUAACUUGUCCAUCAUGAAGAGAGCAAAUGCAGAGCUGUCUACUUGGCUACGCAAGACUAGUGUAGUAGGAUCAUCUAUUGCUAUUCCAUAUUAUACAUCAGGGCGGCAGUACAAGAACAGCAAAUCACCAUAAACACAGUCGAAGAAAACGGUUCUAGUGGAUUUGACAUAUGUAAGCAUGUCUGAAGGGGAAAGCGUUGCACUAGUACUGCAGCUAAUGACAUCGGAUGCGCAAUGUCUCAACAGUCAUCAGAGGGUUUCAUGAAACCUGAACAGCCAGGACAAGCAGGCUUGGGUCCCAUGGGAAUUGACUACAUUCCCACAGAGGAGGAGAAGAGAGUGUUCAGAGAGUGCAAUCAGGAAAGCUUCUGGUACAGAUCUCUCCCUAUAUCUGUCAUUGGAAUGGGUGUCACUCAGUUUCUUAUAUCUAGAGUUGCUGGUGUUUUUGGGUACCUCGGAGGGAAGAUGUCAUAUAUGAAGACAUGUCAGGAGAAGUUUAAGAGCCUGGAGAAUUCUCCACUGGGGGAGGCGCUGAGACAGAGACAGCACCAGCAACAACCAAUGUUUACCCGCGAGCAGUCUGAGUUAAGUGAUCCGAACAAAGCCAAUUUUGAUCAGGCCUUUCAGCUUGAUGAUCAGAGAGAUCAAUCGUUCUCCUAUACCAGAGAUUUCACUUACAGUGACAUGCCCUCACCAUCCAAGUAUGACAGCCAGCUUCAAGCAGAACUAUCUAACAUUGAGGAGGACGAACAGAAGCAGCAUCCUGUUCUGUACGAAGAACUGCAGAGUAAAAACAAGGAAAUUUAUGAAGUCACAAUGAUUCAGAAAGCAGACACAUUGCUGAAGCCGCAAACUGAUAGAGGAAAGAAUAUAUAUGGAGACGCAUGGGAGGAGUGAGAGCUACCCUGAUACACACUGAUUUGGUCUAGAAUCGCUGACUGCACUUGUAACUGAUGUCUUUUAAAAUAUAGAUGUUUAACUGUGUCUAUGAGAUGUCCUGCCAAUGACUCCAUGUCAAGGAUCAUUAGUUAAAGAUGCAGCUGUUUGUUUUAUUUGAUUUAUCAAAAAUAUUGAAUUACACCUCAGCUAUGGGGGUAAAACUAAGUGGAUGUUGAGACUUUAAAAUCAUGUACUAUGUCACUAAUUGUGCAUUGAAUCUAAUCUGACUAUAAAGACUUGGUUGAUUCAGUCAUACAACAAAAUAAAACAAAUGUAUGCUAAAUUACCUAUAAGUGACAUGCCAUAAAAGUCAAGCUGGGCAUAUUUUAUUUCUGUACACACAUUGUACAUAAAUACACAGAAAUCAUUUUUAAGAAAAAAAAAAAAAAAAAAGAUGUCCCUGGCAUUUGGGGUGACAUCAAACAAGAACUUGAAGGACACUGUAAUUUAAGUAAUAUAAU